ACGCCACAGAGGGGCGGGUUAUCAACAACAGACGGUCUGUGGAGCUAACGUUACUGAGGGACAGAGCUCAAGUGUUGUUUUGAAUUUGCUGGAAGACACCGACUGGAAAGGGGGCUAGGGUCUUUGGAGAAGAUGGCGGAUGUAGGAGGUGAUGAAACUCGGUCAGAUCUUCCUUCAGUAUCCCGUAACGGUCCAGUCGUCGGUCCGUCCGCGGGCCAAAACACAGCUAUCGUAACGUCAGGUCCACGGACGGUGAGGAUCGUCAAGUCGGAGUCGGGAUACGGUUUCAAUGUUCGCGGUCAAGUUAGCGAAGGGGGACAGCUUCGGAGCAUCAACGGGGAACUCUACGCUCCUCUUCAGCAUGUCAGCGCUGUUUUGCCCGGAGGUGCGGCAGACCGAGCUGGGAUAGCAAAGGGUGACAGGAUCCUGGAAGUUAAUGGGGUGAGUGUGGAAGGUGCCACCCAUAAGCAGGUGGUGGACCUGAUCCGGGCGGGGGAGAAGGAGCUGGUUCUGGCUGUGCUGUCUGUUCCACCUCAGGAGGCUGAUGGAUUGGAAGGAGGAGAGGAUGUUCAACCCAACUAUGACUACAGUGACAAGCAGGCAGUGCCCAUUUCCAUUCCCACAUACAAACAUGUAGAGCAGCACUCCGAGAGGUUUGUGGUGUACAACGUGUACAUGUCAGGCAGACAGCUGUGCUCAAAGCGCUACCGGGAGUUUGCUAUCCUGCACCAGAACCUGAAGAGGGAGUUUUCCAACUUCAACUUCCCGAAGCUUCCCGGUAAAUGGCCGUUCUCCCUGUCUGAACAGCAGCUGGAUGCUCGUCGCAGAGGCCUGGAGGAAUAUCUCGAGCGAGUUUGCUCUGUGCGGGUGAUCGGGGAGAGUGACAUCAUGCAGGAGUUUCUCUCUGAAUCAGAUGAGAACUACAAUGGAGUGACAGAUGUAGAGCUGCGGAUAGCCCUGCCAGACAAGACCACCAUCUCUGUCAGAGUCCGCAAGAACAGCACCACAGACCAGGUGUACCAGGCAUUAGUGUUGAAGGUUGGAAUGGACAGUAUUAUGGCGAGCUACUUUGCCCUUUUUGAAGUCAUCAACCACUCUUUUGUGCGGAAACUGGCGCCUAAUGAGUUUCCCCACAAGCUUUAUGUGCAGAAUUACACAUCGGCAGUGCCGGGGACUUGCUUGGCGCUCCGCAAAUGGUUGUUCAGCUUCCAGGAGGAGGAGUUGCUAAGAGACAACCCGCUGGCACUGCACUACUGCUUUCACCAGGUAAUAACAAUAAUUGAAUCCCGCUUCUCAUAGACUUAAGGGAACUCA
Messenger RNA from Micropterus salmoides (largemouth bass), 1314 nucleotides. RefSeq names its product sorting nexin-27-like. Lineage: Eukaryota; Metazoa; Chordata; Actinopteri; Centrarchiformes; Centrarchidae. The coding region runs from base 133 to 1299 and encodes 388 amino acids. The transcript has 7 exons. Gene Ontology annotation, molecular function: phosphatidylinositol-3-phosphate binding; protein binding. Gene Ontology annotation, biological process: signal transduction; intracellular protein transport. Gene Ontology annotation, cellular component: cytoskeleton; early endosome. The record is from RefSeq and is a predicted model, not a curated record.